Molecule: messenger RNA, 657 nt
Organism: Protopolystoma xenopodis
Lineage: Eukaryota; Metazoa; Platyhelminthes; Monogenea; Polystomatidea; Polystomatidae
Source: the annotation of a GenBank genome assembly
AUGAGUGUGCCCACUAGGCUAGUCGGGAGGCAGGACAACCGACCUCUUGUGGUGGCAAGACUGGCACCGGGCUUGGAUAAGGUCAUGGGCGGGCACGGCUUCAGAUGCUGGCUCUUCAUCACGAGUUUAGAGCCAGAUUUACUGGCACACUUAGUACGUGCACCAUGGCUAAAACAUACGCACAACUUUGAGCCAUACUUAAAGAUAGACGUAGAGACAGGCCAAAAAUAUACGCCAAUAGACCGGUCCUAUUUACUCCCGUACCUGGUACUGUGCGGUAGCAAAAUGAGAUACGUGACGAUAAGACACGUCCUCUCGGCUCAAGCUGGCCGGUUGUCCAGUCUACACGGUGAAAAUGUAUGCAAAUCCAGAAGCAGUUGUAUGAGGCCAACACGAGACGAUAGAACGACACUCGAGCCGCAUGGCACACAUGGAGCUCUUCAACUCUUCUUUCGACAGCGGACAAGUCUACAAACACCUGGACCAACUAGAAAAGACACAACUGGGGUGAGAUACCAUAAGAAACAGCAUGAUUCACCGUCGUCCAGGCCCGAGGAGAGACGAGCUGCUGGGAUAGCAUUGGUCAUGCAAACAGCAAACCCCCGUCCAACCCCGUUGUGGGGACUAGCCUGGUUUGGCGAGAUGACAUUUCGCUGA